This is a messenger RNA of Bicyclus anynana (squinting bush brown), 3984 nucleotides long. RefSeq lists its product as uncharacterized. The transcript has 3 exons. The record is from RefSeq and is a predicted model, not a curated record. Bases 470 to 2554 code for a protein of 694 amino acids. NCBI's taxonomy places the organism in Eukaryota, Metazoa, Arthropoda, Insecta, Lepidoptera, Nymphalidae.
CUCCCACUUAGCAGGCCACGGCUAGAUUGCAGUUAUUUAGUUGUUACCAGUUACGCAUAAGUGUGAAUUACAAUCGAAACAACUUCAUGAUCUCAUUGCAGGCUGUAGGCGUUGACCCACUGGCUACGAGCGGCGGCAGGCAGUUUGCGUUGCAGCCUUUGCCUCAACGUGACGCGAUCGAAAAAAGUUAAAUUCCAUUUUCGAAUUUGGCGCGUAACUUUUUUCCGUGCGAAAGCUUCGUAAACCAUAGACUAUUUAUGUGUUGAGUGAAUGAGUGAAUGUGAAAGCUCUAUUUUCAAAUUCUGAAACUAUUCUCAGAGCCUGAGUGAUUAUUUUUUAGUAGAUAAAAUUUAAAAAUGUGAAUAAAGUUCUAUUUAAGUUUUUGUACCUGUUGCUAAUCGUUUUGUUUUAUUGUGAUUUUCUCAGUGUUUUUGAGUUUAAGUGUAAUGAAAUUUAAAAGUAUUGUCUGAUGUGUGGAAUCAUAGCAAGAUUUCCGGAGAUCGUUGUUAAAGAAGUGAUGCGGCGCGCGGCGUGCGGCGACGUGUGUGCUGCGCCCGCGCCGCGCCGGCCCCUCGCCACCACCGCCGCCACCACCAAAUCAUCAGAAAACAAAGAACUGCUCCGCCAACAGCUCCUGUCGGCCAGCAAGGACCGCAACCUCGACAAGCCCGAGCCGCCCAAAACAAAACACGCCAGAAGCAGACAGAAGAACAGGUGGAAGCUCAAGUUCCACCACCAGGCAUUGCCCCAGGAGUACCUCGAUCAUUACGAGCAGAGUUUACAGAAAGCCAACAACAAGAAACCAGCGGAAAAGCCGAAAGAGCAAAACACCGAGAGCAGCUUCAACAACGAAACGUUCAAGAUCUGGGCACAAAGACUCGCCGGAGUCCAAAAUGAGACAGGGCCUUUAACAGUCCCCAAUUCUUUCAACAUGGCGGCUAAAAAAGACGAGAAGAAAAAGAAAACUCCGGCAAUCGCUCCCAGCAAGAUUAUGACGUACGAAGAUUUGCCAUAUAUGGGAGAGAUGACGUUGAACAACUCCAAGCCGCGACGCGGAAGGAAACCAAAGAAAGCGGACAUCUGUCACCUAAUUUAUGAAAAUUAUGGCACGGUGGUACCGGGGCAGCCGCCGCCUCAAGAACGAUUGAAUAAUUUGACAAUGUGCCCUCCCUUCAGAAGUGUAGAUACGCCGCACAGUACCUCCAAAACGGAUUUACAGAAUAAAAUAAUAUCGAAUCUCUUGGAAAAGAAACUGUCUCAGGAGUAUAAGAGGCGGCUAGAGAAUCCUUCCCCGCAUAGAUUUUGCAGUCCGGACGAACCCAUGCCUGAAGUUCCGAUAACUACGGCUGGACCCCUACAUAGCGACGACGAACCUCUGAAUCUUUGUAUAAGAGAUUUACACGAUUUAAAGUUGCAAAUACAGAAAAAGUUCGGCAAUAUUUAUACGUCCGCGCCCGAAGUUAAGACGGAACUCGAAGACAGUUCGGAGCUGGAGAGCGUGAAAAGCGAACAACCCAACGCUAUAUCUGUGAUACAGAGGAAUACGAAUUGCCCUUCGACCGCCAACAGCUCCCCGGAUCUUUCCCGCAAAACGAGGAAUGUAUCUCCGACUCUAUCGGAACCGGCUCAGUCGACGGUCAGUCCGGACGACGAGAAAUUCCCAGGUUACAUUUACUGGCCGAACGCCGGAAUCUACAUGCAUCCUUUGGCUCUACAGACGCAAUUGUUAUACUAUCAGCGGCUAGCGGCUUCCGGACAGCUGCCGUUCUCUCCCGAGGAUCGCGACAAGUUGUCGACUCCGGUAAGCGACAACAACGUAGAGCCGUCAGUGGACGACAGCAAAAGCAAGUUAGUCCUUAAACAAAUUUCGGAACUUCUCGACCCUAAAGUGAUCAAACAGGUCGAGGAAACGAAAAGUCCGGAGCCUCCGAAAAAGAGAGCGUCACCUAAUCCUCUCCAAGGACCGGUGAAAAGGAAACGUUCGGCGAUAUUCAUCCCGCCGAUGCCCGCCAAAAGCAACUCGACGACACCCACGACGGAAGUCAGCAUUUGUAAAUUUAAGUUCACAGGCGGUUCCAAACCUUCGUUGCAAGAAAAGAAAAUGUUGUCGGUCGACUCCGGGGGCAACUUCAGGUAUUACAGCGGCACGGGGAACAAAGGGAGCAACAAAGGCUUUGAAUAUUUACAGAAAGAUUUGAACACAGACAGGACGGAGUCGGUCGGAACGUCGGUAUCUUUGCCGAAGACUGACACCCCGAGCGUGAGUUUAAAAGAAGAUUUGAAUAAAAAGAAAAGGAAGUCGAGAAAGACGUUGCAGAGGGAAAAGUUGGAGCAGACGUUUAAAGAGAAGGGAUUUCUGAUACAGACUCAGCAGCUGCAGUCGGCGGAAGGUGCGACGUACUGCAAGUUCCGGCAACUGCGCAAAUUCACGCGGUACCUGUUCCGGAGUUGGAAGGACUACCUGCCGGGAGAGCUGGACGACAGGCAGACGGCGGACACUCACACCGAACAGCCGGCCGGAAACGAUGCCGUCGCAGGAGAAUGGACGAGUUGAACUUGUAGGAUUAUAUUUUAGAAUUGCAGUGUUUUAUUUGUUCCAGACAGUAUUAAAAACUCAAGCCAAAACUUCAGUUCCAGUUGCUCAUUUGAUUUUUUUUAUAUAUCAACAAAUUAUUCUACUAUAAUAAAAUGGAUUUUCAAAUACCGUCUAGGACAAAUAAAACACUUAUACGCCAAAGACUUUUAAAAGCUACUAACAAUCGCUGGUGGCUGAUUGAUGCAUUUAUAACACGUUGCCUAUAGUGAGACAUAAUAUUUGGACUUGUGUUUUUAAGAUUUUUCCGUCCAUAACUGAACUGUUUUAUAGUUAGCGUUUUUACCACAAAGAUAUACUGGUUUUAUUUUAUUAAUGUACAAAAAGAACGCGUGAAUAGGCUUAUUAUGAUUAUUUUGUUUUCGUUGUUCAACUUGCUUUAAAAUUGUCAAAAUAUUAUUCAACUUCAUAAAACAAUGCAAUGAAGAUACAUUGAUGUCACAAAGAAAAUUGUUACUUACCGAAGAAAGAUCGUUUUUCUCAUGAAAUUUUCCGGUAUUCACAUAUGCAGAAUUUUAAUAGUGAGCCUAAUUGUAUAUCACUAUGUAUUCUAAACAAAAUUUGACGAGUAUUGUAAAACUAAUUUAAUAAUAAGUUUUAAAAUACUCAUCCAAAUAUACCGACUACAAUUUUUGUGGGUCGCCUUUUCUAUAACAAUUUUCAGAAAAUAAUUAAUGUUUCAUUUAUAAUUAAUGGAUAAAUUGCUUAGCGACAUACCGAGUAUAUGCAAAGAUACCACAUAAUAUUAAAAAAAAGCAUUGCUAAGCAAAUCACAGAUAGCUCAGACUACUGACUACGUAUAUAAAUAUGAUACGAGUAAGAUAAUUUAUUGUACUUAAUGUUGCAUAGACUGCCUAAAGCUAAUAACAGAAAUACUAACAUCUAGUCACUCGACGCCUAAUCAAGCUGUUUGAUAGUUUUAAGAGAAACUGUACCUUAAUUGUAUAUAUUUUAAGUACAUUUUAGCGUAAAUAUUCGUACCCUGAUUUACCUGUGUGAAUGGUGCAUCUGUCUAAAGUAAAUUCCCACGGGUAUAGUGAAGUCCCUUUCUAAACGUUCUCAGUAGAAAGGGAUAGGAGAAUUUUUAGACAAAUUUUUACUUUAGUUUAAGAUCAGUAAGUACACAUUGUUGUUGCAACCAAUAUGUACAUAUAAUCGAGUGGUUCUAGUCAAUCUGUUAGUUAUUGUUAAUUUAUGUGUAAAUACUAUUAAAAUUAACGUUAAUUUAAUAUGUCGUUACUUAUUUAUAAAGUAAGACUACGUUUUGUACUCAAAUAAACUUUAUUAAAAAAAUAAAUGAAAAAAAACUCAAAACAGUUCUGUGAUUUACAAUAAAAAUGCAAAAACAACAGGAAUGUAAUGUGGAACCAAUAAAACGUUUAACAAAUUAA